AUGGCAAAAAAUUUUGCAUCGGUAGGUCUAACUGAAGGUCAGAAUACAACAGUUCCUCCGUGUAAAACGACUCCUGCACCUAUACCAUCACCGUGUACAACAACCCCCGCUCCAGCAACUCCAGCACCUACACCGUGCUCAUCAACGCCAGCUCCAGUAACUCCAGCAUCUACACCGUGCUCAUCAACGCCAGCACCAGUAACUCCAACACGUUCACCUAGACCAAGAACUCCAACACUAACACCUUCAGCUCCAGUGUCUAUACCGUGUAUGACAACUCCAACUCCAGUAACUCCAGCAUCUACACCGUGCAUAACAACACCAACACCUUGCAUAAAAACCCCAGCACCUUGCCAAGACUCAGUCAUUGCCAAUUCCAACAGCAAACCAAUGACUGCAUCUCAGUCUAUGGAUUCAAAAUAUUUGGAGAAUAUUUGCUUGGAUAAAAGGAACGGCUUUUUGUUACCUUCGCUGAGAAGUUGUAACGAUUAUUACAUUUGCCGCAAUGGAGAUGCCGUCCAACUCAGCUGCGGCAAACUUCAUUACAAUCCUUUGAAGGGACUCUGCGAUCGACCUGAAUACGCUGGUUGUGGACAUUUGCUUUUAUAG
Molecule: messenger RNA, 609 nt
Organism: Zeugodacus cucurbitae (melon fly)
Lineage: Eukaryota; Metazoa; Arthropoda; Insecta; Diptera; Tephritidae
Product: gamete and mating-type specific protein A-like
Exons: 2
Coding region: 1-609 (202 amino acids)
Cellular component (GO): extracellular region
Molecular function (GO): chitin binding
Source: RefSeq, a predicted model, not a curated record